Molecule: messenger RNA, 2059 nt
Organism: Stylophora pistillata
Lineage: Eukaryota; Metazoa; Cnidaria; Anthozoa; Scleractinia; Pocilloporidae
Product: short-chain dehydrogenase/reductase family 9C member 7
Biological process (GO): steroid metabolic process
Cellular component (GO): intracellular membrane-bounded organelle
Molecular function (GO): oxidoreductase activity
Source: RefSeq, a predicted model, not a curated record
GAUCAGAGAUCGAGAAACAUGAACCUCGCAAGUCUUGUUACCUUACUCCCAUCAUGGGUUAUCGUGGUUGUUAUUGGAAUAGUAACUAUCUAUUUUGUCACUUAUUUAUGGCCAAAGUCCAGAGUUGAUUUAACUGGGAUGUAUGUUUUGAUCACUGGCUGUGACCAGGGCUUCGGUCGUGAAACAGCCAUUCGACUGGACAAGAUGGGAGCGUGUGUGAUUGCGACUUGUUUAACGAAAGAAGGAGAACAGAGUUUGAGAUCAGUUGCGAGUGACAGAUUGAAAACUUUUCAGAUGGAUGUGACAAAUUCUGAGCGGAUAAAAGAUGUGUACAGCGAAGUCAAAAAAGAAAUUUCUACUGCUGGAUUGUGGGGACUGGUGAACAAUGCAGGAAUUGGCACCAUCUGUCCUGUUGAGUGGACACCCAUGGAAGUCUUCAGACGUUCAGCAGAUGUGAACCUGUGGGGUAUGAUUGAUGUUACUAAGACCUUUUUGCCACUGGUAAAGAGGACUUCUGGACGAGUGGUAAACUUAUCAAGCAUGGCAGGACGUUUUUCAGCAAGUUUUUACUGCUCAUAUUCUGUGAGCAAAUAUGGUGUGGAGGCAUUUUCAGAUGCUCUGAGGCGUGAAAUGCUUCCCUGGGGAAUCAAAGUGUGCAUUUUAGAACCAGGAUCAUUUUCAACCAACAUUUGUGCCCCAGAUGUGUUUGAGCAGCAAUUGAGAGAGGGCUGGAACCAACUAAGUGAUGAGCUGAAGGAUGAGUAUGGAGAGGAAUACCUUAAAAGAAGUAUUGAAAUUAUGAGAGAUGGAGUGUAUCGUACGUCAAACAUCAGUCAAGUUGUUGAUGCAAUAGUGGAAGCCCUAACAUCAAGUUCACCAGCUGACCGAUAUUUGGUUGGAAUAGAUGCAAAGUUUCUUCUUGUAUGGUUAGCACGGCUGCCAGCAUAUAUAUCUGACUUCAUUCUCCAUCUUGCUUUUAAUCCACCAAAACAGCAAGCUGCAUCAUCUUAAACAAAAGUAAAACAGAAAAGGUCUACAAGCAUCUUACGCAAGUCGAAGAAGAAUAUGUCUUAAAAAUCAGAAAUGGAAUGACCACAGCUUACUUAUGCUGUAAUUUUGUACGUAUAAACUGUUUCAGAAAUCAGUAUGCUUCUUUGGUCCACACUAUAUUUUGUGGAAGGAAACUACAAACAUGUUAAAAUAGAGGGUCAAGUUAAACUAAAACCUAUGACAAGACAACAAUGUUGGCUUUACCCACACUUAGUAUUAAUCCAGUAGUUAGAAGACUACAAUAAAUAAGUAAACAAGACAGAGCUAUAAAGUGUACUCAGCUGGCAUUACAUGCAACAGUCUAUUUUGUUUUGUUUUGUUUUGUUUUUUUUAACUCGACCAGACGAACUUUGCAUUACACCAAAGUACAGUUGUACCGUUAUUAGGUGGCACUGUAUUAGGCACUCACCCUGUAUUGGUUGUCAAAGUCUUGAAUUUGUUUCCCCUUUAUCACUGUAAUAUUCACUUCUAUUAAGCAGUCACCUCUACUGAGCAAUUGUGGUCACCCUUAAAGUGCUCAUAAUGUCAAAAAACGUUUUCGCUCAUCUAAUUCUACAUUUCACCAAAUGAACUUCGGUGAAAAAUUUUUUCGAUUUGGAUGAAAUGUGAUUUUUUUACAAAUUUUUACAAAGCUCAAAAUUCUAUUUUCGUGCGAUUGACCCCUGCCGCUGAUCACAAGAGUAAUGUGCUCAAAAUAACCACGUGACUGAUGUCUGUGAAGUAGGUUCAGGAACCUCACUUGACCUUAAAGUGCAUAUAAAUACACUGGUCGAGUGCGGGUUGUUUACGAUAUUGUGAGCUUACGAUAUUGUGACCACUCUGAAGCAAAUUCCCACUUGUUUUCAAGUCAGAUAAGUCACAACCCAAAAUCACGUGUUCCUGAACCUACAUCACGACUCACUUUAAACCAAGGAAGACUGGUGUGAAUGGUGGACCAAAAUGGCGGCAAAUUUGAAUGUCUUUAAAAAAUUAUUAAAAAAAUUGCGUUUUAUCCAAAUCGAAAAUUUUU